Molecule: messenger RNA, 1270 nt
Organism: Striga hermonthica
Lineage: Eukaryota; Viridiplantae; Streptophyta; Magnoliopsida; Lamiales; Orobanchaceae
Source: the annotation of a GenBank genome assembly
CCGUCAGGGACGUUGACGGAUUUAGCUCAAGUUUUCUAAACCAAUUCGCAAGUGUAAAGGCCCAACAAAAGUCUUACUUUACUCUGAUAGGCAUGCAACAGAAAGAAGGAGAAUUAUUGAGGGAUUAUGUGGCGAGAUACACACGGGCGUGCGUCGACGUCCCCUCGGCCACUGAGGAAAUCAAGUCGGGAGGACUCACUAGAGGACUACUCCCAGGAUUAUGCAGAAACUCCUUAGCAAAACGACCCGAGAGGACGUUCGAUGAGGUUUUAGGAAGGUGCGCCAAAUACAUGAAUGUCGAGGAAGCCGAAGCCGAUUUUUUGCAAGCAGCUAAAGCAAAAAUUGAAUCUCGGGACGAGAAGAAGGAUAAAAAACCAAUCGCGGCGGUUGAAAGGAAAGGAUCCCCAAAGUCAGAAAGGGAGGGACGAUCAAGGGGAUGGAGGACCACUCAAUAUACCCCACUGUUGGCCUCGAAUGCAAGGAUAUUGGAGGUAAUGGAGAAAGAGAUCCACGAAAAUGUUGUCAGGUGGCCACGGACGAGAAAGGAUGGACCGGUAAAACCUAAAAGGGAUUUGUAUUGUCGAUUCCACAAGGAUUACGGGCAUAAUACUGACGAGUGUCGGCACCUAAAAAAUGAGAUCGACAGACUAAUCAAAGUGGGCCAUCUGAAGGAGUUCAUUUAUAAGGAUCGAGAGCGAACCAGUCGACGAAGGGAGAGAAGCAAAAGCCCUCGCAAAAGAGCGAGGACACCCGACAAAGAGGAGCUCCCGCAGAAAAGAGGAAUAAUUCAUAUGAUAUUCGGAGGGCCGACCGAUGGAGAUUCAAAUCGAGCCAGAAAGGCAUAUUCUCGAGGCCGCCUCGGAAAAAUUGAAGUGCAGCAGGUUGAGGAAAACGGCCCGGUGAUGAAUUUUGGGCCAGCAGAUAUGGGAGAGGUCGAAAGACCUCAUAAUGAUGCUCUAAUGAUCACUGCUCAAAUAUCAGGCUAUGAAGUGCAGAGGAUCUUCAUCGACACGGGAAGCUCGGUGAAUGUGAUCUUUUACAAUUGCCUUAAACCGAUGGAACUCGACAUCGAGCUUACGCCCCUGCACACCUCACUUUUUGGAUUUAAUGGCUCGGAAGUCGCACCCCUAGGAGAAACCACGCUCGCUGUCGUCCUCGGGGAAGGCGACUUGAGAAAAGUAAAGAUGGUGCGAUUUGUUGUAGUCGACGUCGAGUCGGCCUAUAAUUUGAUUCUAGAAAGGCCAGCGCUCAACACAUUCCAUGCUGUAGU